Lichtheimia ornata is the source of this 2376-nucleotide messenger RNA. RefSeq lists its product as uncharacterized. The record is from RefSeq and is a predicted model, not a curated record. NCBI's taxonomy places the organism in Eukaryota, Fungi, Mucoromycota, Mucoromycetes, Mucorales, Lichtheimiaceae. The coding region runs from base 1 to 2376 and encodes 791 amino acids. The transcript has 5 exons.
AUGAGCACCUCCGUCAUCAUCCCUACUUCUACAUUGGACGAUCGGUCGAUACCCCCUUCUCAGGAGACCACUUCAUACCACCAGCACACCGCCAAUCACCAAGACGACGACACUAUAUCCUCCCAUUCUGACAAUCACAACACCAGCACAGAAACAACGGCAACAACACAUAUACCAACAACUAUUGACAAGGGAGAGGAAGAAGAAGAUGAUGAUUAUAAAAGCAUAGUCUCUGUCAAACAAGAACGACGUGAGUCGCAGGUGACCAUUCAGGAACUGCCAAACACCACAACAGUACGACGAGAUAGUAUAUCCAACAAGAGCAUCUCAACCACUCACAGCAUCCAUAAUGAUGAUACCAGCAGCAGCAGCAGCAGUGAUGAUGAUGAGGAACAAGAAGAAUUCCAAGGUUUUAUACCACAACAAGACAAUACCAGCAGCAAAAGCCGAUCGGAUGACACAAUUCCCUCGACUCCUUCAUCAAAAUCACCAAGUUCAUUUGAUGCAUGUGCCAACCACAGUGAUUAUUCCAAUGCAACAUCAAUUCAAGAUGAAGAAGAGGAGGACAAUUCAAAGUUGGAUCACAAACAAGCGGAGAAACAACAUGAGCGGGAUGAUAAGGAGAUGCCGACGACGACAACGGAGGAUGCAUCAUCAUCAUCUUCAUCCAUUGAAACAAAGGAUUUACCUGCCAUACCUUCCACAACACCAUCCCAUGAUGAGAAACCACAUCCACCUAAACCAGCAGCCAUCGAUACAUCAAAUUCCACCACACCAUCUUCACGAUUAUUUGGUAUUUGGUCAAGUAUCAAGAGUGCAUCAGGACGCUGGCCGUCUCAACAACAACAACCAUCCCAACAAACGGCUAUGAUCAUUGAGCAUCGUGACAAAAAGAGCAAACGACUUUCUCAACAACAUCGCAGUGCUUCAGAGCCUGAUCUUGGUCAUGAAGAUAUAUUGACGCAAAUGGAAAAUCUCAACAUUGCCAAUACGAGUGAUCCCAAAGUACGAAUGCUAGUGGGUCUCAAACGUCAAUCCGUAAGAGAUAGUCUCAAGAGUCAAUACUUGGGUCGAGAUGAUUUUGAUUGGGACUUUUGGGCAGGUCUCUUGUGUGAUUUCGAGCAGACAUUCAAAGCCAAGCAACCACUACUCCAUCACGUGCAACAUGGCAUCCCACCUUCUAUUCGUGGCAUGGUAUGGCAACUACUCGCCAAUUCCAAAGAUGCAGUGAUCCACGACAAGUAUAUCGAGUUACUCAAGGCACCGAGCGCAUACGACAAAAUGAUCCAACGCGAUUUGGCACGUACUUUUCCUGGUCACAAGUUCUUCAAGGAUAGAGAUGGUGUUGGUCAAGAAGGGUUAUACAACGUGGUGCGUGCAUACAGUGUCCUGGAUCAAGAAGUUGGCUAUUGUCAAGGCCUUGCAUUUAUUGUUGGCCCUCUGUUAUUGAACAUGCCUGAUGACGAAGCCUUUUGUGUGCUUAUCCGGUUGAUGAAUGAUUAUGGGUUACGUGGUCACUUCACACCUGACAUGGAAGGAUUGCAUUUGCGCUUGUAUCAAUUCGACAUGCUUGUGGAGGAGCAUUUGCCACACAUCGCACGACAUUUGAAUCAGCAAGGUGUUGGUUCAACCAUGUAUGCAUCACAAUGGUUUAUGACACUCUUUGCAUACAAGUUUCCAUUGAACUUGGUGUUCCGUAUCUAUGAUUUGGUGCUCGUACAAGGCAUUUCAUCCAUCUUUCAAUUCGCCAUUGCUUUACUUAAGCGCAAUCAGACGACUAUCUUGGGCCUUGAUUUUGAGCAUCUUUUGAAUUUCCUCAAGAAUGGUCUCUUUGAAGAGUACAAGGAUGAUGAUCGGCAAUUGGUAGCGGAUGCAUGUACCUUUGAAAUCACUGCUCGGAGGUUACAGCAAUUAGAAAAAGACCACAAGGUGCAAAUGGCAAAAGAAGUAGCUGAUGCACGAACGCUGGACCAGUUACAAAGGAACAACAAUGAUUUACGCAAUCAAAUCAGAGCAUUAGAGCAAGCAUCGAGCAAUUUACAAAAGGAGCAUGGCGACAUUCACGAGCAGCUAAGAAAGACGCGAGCGGAUUUAACACAUGCGCACGAUGAACGUUCUUCAUUGCAAGAUCUGGUGGAUUUAUUGAAGCAGGAAGUGGACACACUACCAAAAAGAAUCGAAGCCCAGUGCAGGACACAAUUUGAGAGCCUCUGUGUAGAAAACGCAAAGUUAGUGGAACGCAAUUCAAUGCUCGAGGACCAAUUGGCAGGGAUUGAAAUGCUGGUCAUUGAUAUGAAGAUGAGAUAUGCCCAGACGAAGAACGAAUGUGGCGAACUACAGCAAAAGCUCAAUGAUAUGAAGAGAGUAAUUGGAUGA